Effrenium voratum is the source of this 861-nucleotide messenger RNA. Lineage: Eukaryota; Dinophyceae; Suessiales; Symbiodiniaceae. The record is from the annotation of a GenBank genome assembly.
AUGGCACCUGACGGAGGGAAUGUGGGGCUGGCCGCGCUGAGCGUGGCCGUUCUGUUGGGUAUCCUCGGCUUGUUUGCAUUCUUCGCUUUGCGCACCAAGACAGCGGCUGAGGAGGAGGAGAAGCAGAAGCAGCAAGCUCCGCGGCGGCGUGGCGCACUUGACCGUAUGCAAAGAGGUGCUCGUGCCGCUGGGGAGGCAGAGGAGGCCGACGAAGGGAAGAAGACGAAUGCGCUGAAAGAGCAGAAGAAGCAGGAGAAGCGAGCGAAUCAGCAAGCGCAACAACAAGCCGAGCGCGAGGCGCAGCAAGUGAAAGCAGAGAAGAACGCAAAGUACAGCCAGAAGCAGCAAGAACGGGAAGCCGAACGAUUGCGCAAGGAAGCCGAACAGGAGCAGGCCAGGAAGGAGAAAGAACAGCAGGAGCAAGAAGAGUUCAGCAAAUGGAAAGAGAUGUUUGCCGUGGAAGCGGAGGGCGAGGACGACGGUUCCAUUGGGGAGUCCGCUGUUGAGAAGUUCAUAGACUAUGUCAAGCUCCGGAAGGUGGUGAACCUCGAGGACUUGGCGGCCGAGUUUCGAAUGCGCACAGUCGCCGCCAUCAAUCGACUAGAAGAGUUGGAGAAGAUGGGCCGACUCAGCGGCAUCUUUGAUGACCGGGGGAAGUACAUCUACAUCACCGUAGAGGAGAUGGCCUCAGUGGCUGAGUGGCUGAAGAGAAAAGGCCGAGUCAAUCGGGCGGACUUGGUGGCUGGUUGCAACAAGCUCAUCCGCCUCAAUCCAACGGAGGAGGACAAGGAGAAGCUGGAUGCCGAAGCUCGCACCGCAGAUCUGGGAGGCGAAGCUGAGGGUGAGACCUCGAGAGAGUGA